AGGAUCAUGAACAUACGGGAGAGCAUUCGUGGGAACUUAUAGGGGAGCAUUCGCAGGAACAUACAGGAGAGCAUUCACAAGAACAUACAGGAGAGCACUCGCGUGAACUUAUAGGGGUGCAUUCGUGGAAACUUAUAGCACUCGCGGGAAGAACAUACGACGGUGGAGCACUCAGAACCUAUGGUGAAGCACUCAGAACAUUUGACAGUGGAGCACUCAGAACAUUCGACGGUAGAGCACUCAGAACCUAUGGUCGAGCACUCAGAACAUAUGGUGGAGUCACUUAG
Racocetra fulgida is the source of this 287-nucleotide messenger RNA. Lineage: Eukaryota; Fungi; Glomeromycota; Glomeromycetes; Diversisporales; Gigasporaceae. The record is from the annotation of a GenBank genome assembly.